AUGUCCGCUAUGUGUGCCGGCGGACGCGGCUCAAAUGGAGCGGACGCGGCCGACACCCGGCCAGAUGAGAAAGCCGGGCGCUUCUUGCACGUGCCGCGGCGCGCGCGCCAACUCGCCGGGCCGGGUUCUAGCCCGACCUCGACAAGGACGGUCCGAUUCUGGCUACCCGACGUUCUAGGUUGGCUUUUUGUCGCCAAGCGGAGGUCGCCCCGCUCGCUUCCAACUAGCCGAUGCUAUCGAGACUGUUGUCGCGCCGAAAAGGGGAUACACAAACACACU
Messenger RNA from Iphiclides podalirius (scarce swallowtail), 279 nucleotides. The record is from the annotation of a GenBank genome assembly. Lineage: Eukaryota; Metazoa; Arthropoda; Insecta; Lepidoptera; Papilionidae.